Paramecium pentaurelia is the source of this 1590-nucleotide messenger RNA. The record is from the annotation of a GenBank genome assembly. Lineage: Eukaryota; Ciliophora; Oligohymenophorea; Peniculida; Parameciidae.
UAUGGCUUCUUAAAGUGAAGAAAAAGAUUUGAUAGGAUCCAUAUUAAGUGGUAAUGAUGAAUUCAUUAUUGUAGAUUAAGAUGACAAACAAGAAAUCAUUCCCAAAAAAGCAAGAAAGAACUUAUCUUUAAAAUCAAAAGAAUUCGAUCCACAAAUUCAUCCAAAACAUUAAGAAUUUCAAACUUCAAAUGCAAGUAUAUUAUCUACAGGAUAUUAAUCGCAGUAGAAAUAACGAAUAUUUUUCUAGACUUAAACAUCAAUAGAAAUGUAUAUAUAUAUGUUUAUAAUCAAAUAAUUAGUUAGUCUUAAUUUUCUAGUGCUGUAUAAUAAACUGCAGAUUAAGAUAAUAAUACUUGUUCAUUUGAUCAUUUUUAAUGUAUUAAUCAUAUCAAGUAUUUAUAGCCUUUGAUUCCUUUGGUUAGUUACAAAGAAAACAAUCAACUAAAAAGCAUCAUACUAUGCAACCCAUAGAAUAUUAAAAUCCUUCUUUGAUAUUCACCAGUGAUUAAUGUAUAGAGGGUAAAUUAUCCUUGAGUUAAACAGACCUUGUAAAUUGAUAAUAAUUAUAAUAAAGGAAUAAAUCUGUGGAAAUUAAUUAAUUAAUAGAAAGCUUCAGAACAUUUUGGAUAGCAAUGAUAUCAAUACUAAAAGAGUGAUUUUUAAUCAAAUUGAAAAGAUUUGUUUGAAGGCUUCAAAAGAUAUGUUUGGAAAUUACACAGUUCAAAAGAUUUUUGAGGUUGGAAAUUAAGAUUAGAAACAACGAAUAUAUAAUCUGUUGAUUAAUAAUAUCUUUGAUUUAUCAAAAAAUUUAUAUGCUUGUAGAGUAGUACAGAAAAUGAUGGAAUUUAUAAAGUAUUUAAAUUACUAUUUAUAAGAGAUCAUUAUGAGUAAGUAGAUAUAUUCAUAUAAAAUAUGAAUCCUUAUAUAAGUCAAUUAUUAAAUGAUCCUAAUGGAAAUUAUGUCAUUCUUUCAUGUUUUGAAUUAUUUAACAAGAAUUAACUAAUCUUUAUGAUUCCAUAAAUAUAAGAUUCAGUAAACUAUUAAUUAAUAAUUUUAGUUGUUUUUUAUGUCAAAAUAAACUUAUGGUUGUAGAGUAAUUUAAAAAGUGUUAGAGAUAUAUCCAAUAGAAUUAACCUAAAGAAUUAUGGAUAUUUUGAUGACUCUUGCAUGUUAAUUAUGUUAUUAGGAAUUUGGAAAUUAUAUAAUAUAGUAUCUAUUAAAGAGUGGACCUCCAAAAGAGAAAUAAAUCAUCUGUUAGAUUAUUAAGGAUAAUUUUGAAUAAUUAAGUAUAAAUAAAUUUGGAAGUAACACAGUGGAAAAGUAUAUAGAUAUUAUGGGGCCGAAUUAAAUUAUAAAAAUUUUAUGUUCAAUUUCAAAUGAUUAGUAAUUCAACUAUUGUAUGUUAGAUUUGUAUUUUACAAUUUGUCUAUCAAUCCUUUUGGAAAUUAUGUUAUGAAAAAAGUAUUAAUUAGUGGAGAUCCAUCUGUAUAGUAUUUAAAAAACUUAUUGAAAUAAUAUCCAGAUAUUGUACAAAGAAUUAAAAACUCUGAUUUCGGAUAAAGAGUUGGAUUAAUUAUGGAUGCAUUAUGA